Messenger RNA from Papaver somniferum (opium poppy), 1413 nucleotides. RefSeq lists its product as uncharacterized. NCBI's taxonomy places the organism in Eukaryota, Viridiplantae, Streptophyta, Magnoliopsida, Ranunculales, Papaveraceae. The coding region runs from base 1 to 1413 and encodes 470 amino acids. The transcript has 7 exons. The record is from RefSeq and is a predicted model, not a curated record.
AUGGAGUAUGCAGAAAGACUCGAGAUUCAUGGAGCAGUUACCGAGGGUGGUGGUGGAGUUAUCUGUAUAAGUGGAUUUAAUAACAAGAGAUUGGUGUUGGUGGAGAGAGAUGACGUAAUGGAUUGGUACUUAAUUCUGGCACCGAAAGAUUGGGAUUAUCAGAGGUAUGGUAUUCAAACUCCUAGAGGAAAAGUAUUACAAACACGUCAGCAAACGCAAAAAGAACCUUCUUCAGAAGAGAUGGUAGACGGUACAAACCCACCUCCUCCGCCUCAAGAGAGGAAGCUGCGAGAGUUGACAUCUCCAUGCAUAGAUUCGCAACCAUUGUGUAUUACAAUCACUAAUCCAGUGGAGCUGAAGCCGAAUAUACUUCAUCACCUACCAAAGUUCAAGGGACUUCCAGAUGAAAAUUCGAAUCGUCAUCUUCGAAAAUUUCGACAAAAGAUGACAAGUCUUAGGCAAAGUACCGAAGACAGUGAUACAACAAUGUUGCAAGCUUUCCCAUUCUCUUUAAAAGAUUCAGCAGCAUCUGUUCGUAAAGAGAUUAGUGGUAUUCUUCAGAUUACUGUGGAGUCUCUCUAUGAAUACUGGGAUAGGUACAAAAAAUUAGUGGCAAGCUGUCCCCAUCACAACAUAUCCCCAACACUCAUCAUUCAAUACUUCUAUCAAGGAUUACUUCUAGAGCAACGGAAUUUAAUUGAUGCAGCUGGUGGUGGUUCACUCACUGAGAAGACAAUCUCGCAAGCAACUAGUUUGAUUGAGAGUAUGAGUUCAAAUGAAAAACAAUUUUAUACAAGGCAUGACUCAAAUGUGAGAAGAGUUAGCGAGAUAGGAGAAUCUCCAAAUACAGAGCACCGGUUAAACACCAUUGAAAAGGCGAUUCAUCGUAUAACUUCGGUAGUUGCUCCACCAUACGAAGAGGAGGCCGAGGUUAAUGCUUUAUUUCCUAAUCAAAGGCAAAGUUAUGCCAACAAGCAAGUCGCAGCUCUUAUGCCAACUUUUGGGCAACAUAAUGCUUUUCAACCACAGCAACAGAACCAGAGCUCCGGUCUAGAAGAGAUGAUGAAAGCUAUGAUGCAAAAUCAAGAUCAAGCUUCCCAAGAACAAAAAGCGAUAUACCAACAAAAUCUGCAAUAUCAACAAAAGAAUGAUAAUGCUAUUAAAGACUUGCAGACUCAGAUGGGGCAAUUGGCAACCGAUAUGAAUUCACUGAAGGCACAAGCUUCGACAAAGUUGUCAUCACAACUUUUUGUGAACCCAAGAGAGCAAGUUAAUGCAGUCACUCUAAGAAGUGGGAUACAAACCGAAGAGCCACAUCAACAAAAAGAGGCUUUGGAUCCACCGCGUCCUCAUAAAGUGUUGAAGGAGUCUUCUAGAAAGAGAGGUUAUGAUAUUCUUGCGCAACACCCUUGA